AUCCUCGGUUCUUCAGCGAGAAAACCCUGGUUUCCGAAGUUAAAGAAUCACGUUUCAGAGACACUUAAAGAAACCUAGUUUCAGAGACGCUUAAAGAAACCUAGUUUCAGAGACUCUGAAAGAAACUUUGUUUCAAAGACACAUAAAGGAACAAGUUUCAGAGAUACUUAAGAGAAACAAGUUUCAGAAACCUAAAUAGAUACAAAUUCAAGCAGAAGAAAAACAUUUAACAUUUAACUUUUAAAACAUUAAAAAAAAAGAAUCCUGCUUUCGUAGAAAAAAAAGUGAAUGAAGUUAUAAUUCAUCUAAAAUUAAAUAAUUAAAAACAAAAAAAAAACUGAAAAGCCCUGAACAGUGAACCAUUAAACUAAAGAAACUGGAUCGAUGUGUCUGAAGCUGGGAAGUUUUUAGCGAAUUGAAAACUGAUAAUGCAAUCAACCAUUCGGAAACCGUGAAACAAGGAACAGUGAACAAGGAACAGGGAACAGUGAACAAGGAACAAAGAACAGUGAACAAGGAACAGGGAACAGAGAACAAAGAACAAGAAACAAAACUUGAGGAACAAGGAACAGCAGAAAUGUUUUCAAAAACAAGAAUAUUUCUGGUUUUUUUCUCUGUUGCAGGUUCAGUUGUUGAAAUCCAGGAUACUCCGGGUCCGGAGCAAAGUAGUACUCACGGAUCAGUUCCAACCCUAGAGAAGACUAGAAUAGUUCCUGAUUUAUCUCCUGACGUGAUCGCGAUGACCGGCAGUGAUAUCAGGCUUGUCUGCCAUGUUCAAAAUAUUAAUAAUUACACGGUUUCCUGGAUCCGACACUCUGACACAGAUCUGCUCACGGUCGGAUUAUACACCUAUACUCCGGAUACAAGGUUCUCUGCAAUCCAUCCUGUUCUUCAACCCUUGUAUCAGCUCAGGAUAGCAGGAGUACACAAGAGUGAUGAAGGUAUAUACGAAUGCCAAAUCUCGACAACGCCACCUAUUGGACAUUUUGUUAAACUAUCUAUUGUAGACCCUGUAACGGAAAUAUUGGGUGGACCAGAUAUAUUUGUGGAUGCUGGGAGUACUAUCAACUUGACAUGUGUUGCUUCAUUUACUCCGGGUCCUCCUCAAUACGUUAAGUGGUUGCACUUUACUCAGGAGAUAUCCUGGAUGGGUUUAUAUCCAGGAAACUAUACUUGUGCUCCGCAAAAUUCUAGGACAGCUUCUGUACAUUUACAUGUACUGCAAGGAAAACAUCCGGCAGCCAUCCAGGGUUCUCCGGUCUCUAACCAUCCUUCCAUCCUUCUCCAUAUCAUCGUUAUCAUUCUGUCUACCAUUCAGAGUCUUCAUUUUUAUCCGUUCCAGUUCUAUAUCCCAACAUAAUUUGUACUCUUUCAUUUGUUCGGGCUUCCGUUCCUGUCUCCUCUUUUUCCGUUGUAUUAAAGGGGCUGUAAACGUACUUUCAGUUGUAUUAAAGGGACCGUAAACGUAAUUUCCGUUGUAUUAAAGGGAUUGUAAACGUACUUUCCGUUGUAUUAAAGAGACCGUAAACGUAAUUUCCGUUGUAUUAAAGGGAUUGUAAACAUAAUUUCCGUUGUAUUAAAGGGAUUGUAAACGUAAUUUCCGUUGUAUUAAAGGGAU
Messenger RNA from Eurytemora carolleeae, 1618 nucleotides. Its product is annotated as lachesin. The record is from RefSeq and is a predicted model, not a curated record. Lineage: Eukaryota; Metazoa; Arthropoda; Copepoda; Calanoida; Temoridae. The coding region runs from base 578 to 1360 and encodes 260 amino acids. Gene Ontology annotation, cellular component: neuron projection membrane. The transcript is spliced from 9 exons. Gene Ontology annotation, biological process: synapse organization.